Diatraea saccharalis (sugarcane borer) is the source of this 4682-nucleotide messenger RNA. NCBI's taxonomy places the organism in Eukaryota, Metazoa, Arthropoda, Insecta, Lepidoptera, Crambidae. The record is from the annotation of a GenBank genome assembly.
GAUUGGUCCAAUUUCUUGUAAAGUAUUAAGAAUUAUUCUUCCCUUUCAUUUUAAUUGAUGUUAAGAAAUCAUUCGAACUAUUUAGGAGAACCUUUUGAAGUUCUUAGAGGACAAGAGUGCGUACAAACGCAAUGGAGAGGGUUGAAGCUGAUAAAACUUCUUCUGAAGACGGGAGUCAACUCAACAGGAAUAGAAGCUUCAAGUCCAAACAACUCGUACGCAGCCAGGCGAUACGUGAAUCCCAAUCCCCGCCUCGCACCAUCUCCCCCUCUCCGAUCACGCCCGCACUCGAGGAGCAAGUUACCAAGAAUAAUGUUGCGAAUAAUGCACCAAUUGAGAGGAGCGACUGCCACAGCGAUGAGUGCGAGGAGAAGAAACAGCAGGUUGAAAUACAGAUAACCAGCGGCACUUGGGAGGGAUCGACGGAUGCGAGCGAGCAACGUCAGCGUGCGCGCAGGUGGCUUGGACACAAACAUCACUCGGACUCCUCUCGCGAUCUCCUCUCCAACAACCCGCGCGUCUCUUGUGUGUGCGGCGCAUGCGCCAACUGUCCGCACUGCAGAGGUCGCAGGCGGAGACAUAUAUGUGCAAUAAAACAAGACUCUGGCAUUGCAUGUUCUGAAGAUUGUCCGGACUGCACCGACACGGAAAAUACAGGUUCCGAUGGUUAUCGAAAAACGGAAAGCGUCGAAAUUGAUGAGCAAAUAUACUACUGCAGAUGUCCGGAGCGCAAAGACAAACCAAAGAGUAUGUCUCUGAGUCGGACAGAAUCGGACGAUAGAUCUGAACCGACUGGACCCGAACUGGUGAACUUCAUCAAGGAGACACUGAAUAAAAACGCCAGAGAUAGAAUGACUCUACUCAAGAUAGAGAAAGAACUGCACGCAUUAGUCAACGAUACAGGGCGGUGUAUAGUGCGGUUUCCUGUGAUGACGUCCUACGGUCGAAUGCUGGUGCACCGGUGCGCGGCGCUGUUCCAGUUGUCGCACCACCUCGACCAGCACAACAAGACCUCCGUGCUGGUCUCCAAGAGCGGUACUAGCGGCGGACGGAUCCCGUGCACUAGUUUCAAACAAUGGUGCACAACUACGUUCCCACCCAGCCCGCAUAGAUCAAUACUGAAAAGAGACACAAAUUCGUUAGACGAGCCCGGCUCAGGAGCCUCUUCUAACUCCAGGAGCAAAUCAUUAGAGCAAAGGGAGAGGGAAUACGAGCGAAUGAAAAGGAGAAUAUUCACAGAGGAUAGUUCUCAAGACGAGUCCCAGUGGCCAUGGUUGAAUUCUGGACCGGUGAAACUGCUGACUCCAGAGAAUAGCAGAAAUAAACUCGUCAAGGUUCAAUCGUUAGAGAGUAGUGCAGCCCCCGGCAAUACUCGGGGCGCGGUCUCCAAGAGUCACAGCUUCGGCGGAUACGGCGGGCGAGACAAUACUCAUCCGCGACUACUCAGCAGACAAGGUGAUCUGGCGUCUAGCAGCUGGCGGCUAUCCCCCUCUAGCUCGGGGUACAAGACCCUCAGCCUCAGGAGCACGGACUCUGUCACACCAUCACCUACCGGCGGUGGCAGCCCUGAACCGUGCGCCGUGUCCGGCGGCGUGGUGUGCGCCGUUACGGAUAUCACGUCGGUACCGUACGGCGCACUCGUCAUCAACCCACAGACGGGACGUCCUCUCACCAAUCCGGAUGGCAGCCUGUAUCACUUCGAUCCCGCCAACCCGCCUAUAAUGUACGAUCCCGCGCACUAUCCCGACGAGAAGAAAGAUCAAAAUAUGGAGACAAAACGUGGCAAAUUAGAAAAACAACAUUCAUUUAUCGAUAACGAAUGCGAAUGUCAACCUGCAGACGAAUCGCGCAACAAGACAUGUUGCUGUUCUUGUCGCCGACAUGACGCAUGUCGCAAGAAUACAGACAAGAAUACAACAGAACAAUCUCAUAUUCCACCGAGCCCCAGCAAGAAUCGCUACGAACAUACAAACAUACAGACAGAUACUAAUAAUAUUAGUUAUAACGACGAGACCAAUGAGUUAAAGCAAACAACAGAUGAAAUUCAAUAUAACCACAACUCAAAAACGCAUUCCGAGAACUACGAAAACAACUACGAUAGAUUCGAAACGAAUCUGAGGCAAGAUUACGAGCAGCCGACCAAUCAGAGGCCAGUUUAUGAACAACCGACCAAUCAGAGCCAGGAUAAUCAGAAAGUGGGAAAGUUGAUAAGUCAGGACAAUCAAGAUUUAUAUAAUAAGCAUGCGUAUGGACAUGCGAAAACUGACGAGGUGGCGUCACCGCCGAUUACAUCACAACACAGCAUCCACAACUACCCGCAACAAGAGACGAGUGUCCAUUCUAUGGCGCAAGCCAAAGCCACCCCUGUACCUAUGCCGGAUCCACAUACACGUCCACUGUCACUCACGAAUAUGUCUUAUCCUACUAUACAACAAAGCUAUCCUUACAUCAACCAAUUUAGAGUGGAACAACCGUUACAGCCGGUAUACCACCCCCAUAGUAUGUUACAUACUACAGAAGAACACAAGGUCAACACCACAACUCAACAAGAGCCCACUUUCAGGAUAGAUCCAAGUUAUCCGUAUGCGGCGGUUGAUUUCGCCUCCCAGUGCGGCGCUUGCGUCGAUCCAAACACUAUGAGAAGCUACAGUUUACCAUACGGACAAGUGGAAGUACCUCAAGCUGUGUUACCAACAUACCCAGUCAACAAUGUUAUGUUGCCGCAACAUCAUAUACAACACUAUCCGUAUCAGGAUGCAGUCCAAUGGCAGGCGCCUCCUAUGAUGCCGAUGCAACCGAAACUGGUUGUACCCGAGUUGUACCCCGUGUACCCUAACAUGUACCAGUACAAUGUAUUGUACCCUCAGGUUAUACCACAGCCUUUUCCGAUGUGUCAACCGAUGUAUAGUGUUGUUGAAAAACCUCCGUCGAGGAGCAACAGUGUCGCGAGCGCUAACGCGAGCGUGCACGCGAAUAUGCACGCGAACACGCCCACAAACAUGUAUGCCACCGCGCACGCUGAACACAAUGCAGACAACCGCGCCGCCUCCACGCAUAGCAACGAUAAUAGCAUGACGGCCAGAAGAAAUUCCAACGAAAUAGCGGCUAAAAUACAACAGAUCAAAGAUCAAAUGGCCCAAUUAAACACGAGGGAAAGGGACAGAAGCAAACGCAACGAAGAUUGGAAGAGACGGAACAACGGUAACGGUAUACUGGGCAGUUAUCCAGCCAAUACUGUGAACGGCAGAGUUGAUAGGCUGCAAGGACAAUCAUCAAAUGAUGAGACGCAACUAAGUUCUGCUGCGCGUGCAAUAGUCAACUCUAUACGAAACAUGCAAGCGCACAACAACUAUCAAGACAGACGCGAGUGUCAAUACCGCGCUGACCGACCUGAAUACCGUAGGCGAGACAGGGACGGUGAGAGAUUAGAACGGGACAACAAACCCACCGGUGACCGAAACCGGAAUUUCCAGUUGCAAUACCGCCCGCCAUACUUACUUAGACAAAUGUCACCGAGCACUUGGUGUAGACGAUCACCGGGUCCAGUUCAUCCGGUUUUGAAUCAUCCACGCCGGCCAAACCCUGACACCAGGAACGGUAGACGUUAAAACGCACAACGUAUGACAAAUAACUAGAUAUAUAGAUGCAACACGACGGUUGUUUAUACUGCGUUUGUUGAUAAUACAUAAAUAAUACGUAUAUUUUCACAGUUUCUGGAUACGAUUGAUUGGACACCAUAGAAAAUUUAUAUGACUUUUUCAGAAACACAUAGCCAAUAUACAAAAUAUAAUCAUGUAGGGUGAUUAUAUUUUGACAUCCAUGCGCUCUACUUAUUUAAAAUUGAAACUUAAGAUUGGUUAUUAAAGUGCAAAUAUUUUUUUAUUUAAAAAGAUUUCGAUUUUUUGUAUAAUUUAAGAACUACUAAUUUUUACUUUCGUGAUCACGUGAUUAACGGUUUGUAACCGGUUUAAAAGUUAUUUAAUAAAGCAAAUUUACUGACUCAUUAUAAACCUUAUUAUGAAAGCAGAAAGUUUUGAGAAUUAAAAUAUUUUUUUCCGUAUACAGACACAUAAGGUACAUAAUAUUUGUAUGUUGUUAAAGAAAAUUACGUUACGUUAUGUAUAAUAAAUUAAAGUUGCAAUACGAUAUGUAAAUAAACUUGAUUUGUAUGAAAAGGAAAAUAUUUACUUAAUCUUUACAUGAAUACUUACAAUCCUUAUUCUCUUUGUAAUAACAAUCACAAAAUGUACAAUCUGGAAAUAACGCAAACACCGAUAUUAACGCCAUCUAUCGUUGACACCUAGGACCAAAUAACGCCAUCUACCGACGUGGUUAUAAAACAUUUUGACUUUUUUACUUUCAUUGUGCUAAAUAGCAUAAAGAGUCGUAGGGAGCCGCUUCGCGCCGAGAUCUCACUCUGAACUCGAAACUAGUCAUUUUUUUAAUAAAUAAAGUGCAACCUAUAAGGUAGUAGUGAUAUCUUCUAUUUUACUAUAAAUAAUUUAGAUUGUGCGCUAGUGUCGCCUCCCCGCGCCUUAAAACGGAUGUGAAGUCGAAGUGUCUUUUUAAAUAUUAUUUAAAAAAUAAUAGUCAAUGUUUUAAGUUAGUUUUCGUUUAGUUUUAUAAGCUAAGUUAAAUGUGUAUUCGGAAAGAAAACUUAAACAUAACAUUUAAAUGACAUU